Phragmites australis (common reed) is the source of this 1812-nucleotide messenger RNA. RefSeq names its product acyl transferase 10-like. Lineage: Eukaryota; Viridiplantae; Streptophyta; Magnoliopsida; Poales; Poaceae. The transcript is spliced from 2 exons. Bases 104 to 1453 code for a protein of 449 amino acids. The record is from RefSeq and is a predicted model, not a curated record.
ACUGAGCCAUCUGCUUCUGUCUUCUGUCUUCUGUCUUCUUCCCGCGCCCUUCCCGACGCGCCGAGACCGCGACAGCGAGAGCUAGUAGACAAACCGCAAAGCCAUGGGCGUCUUCGCCGUGACCAAGCUGUCCGAGGGACCCGUGCGGCCGUCCGCCGCGACGCCGUCGGAGACGUUGCCCCUGGCCUGGGUCGACAGGUACCCGACGCACCGCGGCCUCGUCGAGUCCGCGCACGUGUACCGCAACGCCGCGCGCCUGGCGGCCCCGGUCUCGGAGGUAGAGGCCGACGCUGACGCCGGCGCGUUUGCGGCACUGAAGGAGGAUCAGGCUAAGAAGAAGAAGAAGUCCCCGGCCGCGGUCGUGCGCGCCGCGCUGGCGGACGCGCUGGUGCACUACUACCCGUUCGCGGGACGGAUCGUGGAGGACGACGUGCCGGGGCGCCCCGCUGUGCUGUGCUCGGCUGAUGGCGUCUACUUCGUGGAGGCCGCAGCGAACUGCACCCUUGCCGACGUCAACUUCCUGGAGCGGCCGCUGCUGCUGGGCAAGGAGCAGCUGGUGCCGUGCCCGGCGCCGGAGCUCUGGCCCGUCGAGCCGCACAACAGCCUCGCCAUGAUACAGGUCACGACCUUCACCUGCGGCGGUUUCGUGAUCGGCCUGCGCACCAACCACGCGGUGGCGGACGGCACGGGCGCGGCCCAGUUCCUGAACGCCGUCGGCGACCUCGCCCGCGGGCUGCCGGAGCCCCGCGUGAAGCCCGUCUGGGGCCGGGAUCGCUUCCCCGACCCGGACAUCAAGCCCGGCCCGCUCCCGGAGUUGCCGGUGCUGGCCCUCGAGUACAUCGCGUUCGACUUCCCGGCCGCCUACCUCAACAAGCUCAAGUCGCAGUACGCCGCGUCAACCGGCGGCAAGCUCUGCUCGGGCUUCGACAUCGUCAUCGCCAAGCUCUGGCAGUGCCGGACGCGCGCCACCGUCCCCGCCCCCGGCGUGGACGUCAAGCUCUGCUUCUUCGCCAGCGUCCGCCACGUGUUGAAGCUGGAGCCGGGAUACUACGGCAACGCCAUCUUCCCCGUGAAGGUGUCGGCGCCGGCGGAGAAUGUCGCCGCCUCGUCAGUGAUCGAGAUCGUCGGCAUGGUGCGGGAGGCGAAGUGGCGGAUGGCCGAGGAGUGCAUGAGCUGGGCCGAGGGCCGCACCGGCGGCCGCGACCCGUUCCAGAUGACGUUCAACUACGAGUCCGUGUACGUGUCAGACUGGAGCAAGCUCGGGUUCUCGGACGUGGACUACGGGUACGGCACGCCGAUGGCGGCAGGGCCGCUGGUGAACUGCGACCUCAUCGCGUCGGUCAUCGUCAUGAAGGCGCCGGCGCCGCUCGUCGGGACGCGGUUGCUGGCGAGCUGCGUUACCAAGGAGCACGCCGAGGACUUCACCCGCAGGAUGAGGGAGGACCUCGUCUGAUAAGCGCGCGUGCAAGCUUUCCAAAGCAGAAGGAAAUCAACCGUACACGUAUGAAUAUGCGUGGUUAUUGCUAUGGUAUAUGUUAACCUGUUGGAUCAGAUGGCGCUACGUGUACGAACAGAUUCUCAUGUUGAUGAUCGAACGCUGACGGACGGAACAGCAUCCAUCAGUCAGUGCUGAGAAGUUCGUGCAAGUUCUGUUCGUACACUUUGCAACACAGUAUUAUUUACUGGUGCAAAGUCAACUACACCUACUGUUAUAUAUGUACUUGAGCGAAUGAUUUCUGUGUAACAAUGUGAUUAAUUCAGUGUGUACGUACUCGUGUAUGUACAGUAAAUUAUUUGCAGACUGGAUAAUAA